Anthostomella pinea is the source of this 714-nucleotide messenger RNA. The record is from the annotation of a GenBank genome assembly. NCBI's taxonomy places the organism in Eukaryota, Fungi, Ascomycota, Sordariomycetes, Xylariales, Xylariaceae.
AUGGCGUCCUCAUCGACACAGACUCCGCUCCUCUACUCUUGCAUAGCGCACAACACGACGAUCCUCUCAGAAUGCACGACCUCGGCGUCGUCGCAGACGUCGUCGCUCGCGUCGCUGAUCCUGCCCAAGAUCACGCACGACACGCCGCAAAAGCUGACAUAUACGCACGGCUCGAACCACAUCCAUUACAUGUCGGAGGCGCCGUCGGCGCACCCGGGCAACGCGGCGGCGGGCGGGCUGACCUUCCUGGUGGUGGCCGACUCGUCGCUGGGCCGCCGUGUGCCGUUCGGCUUCCUGUUUGAGAUCCGCAAGCGCUUCUUCCAGGAGUUCCCCGCCGACGCCACCGACUUCGCCGACCUGCCCAACUACGGUGCCGGUAGCUUCAACGGCGAGCUCAAGUCGCUGAUGGUGGAGUUCGGCACCACGAGCGGCGGCCGCGACGACGCCAUCGGCAACGUCCAGCGCGAGAUGGACGACGUGCGCGGCAUCAUGACCCGCAACAUCGAGGGCCUGCUCGAGCGCGGCGAGCGCAUCGACCUGCUCGUUGACAAGACGGAUCGCCUGGGCGGCAGCGCGCGCGAGUUCAGGGUGCGGAGUCGCGGCCUCAAGAGGCAGAUGUGGUGGAAGAAUGUCAAACUGAUGGCAUUGCUUGCCCUCGUGCUCUUACUGAUUAUUGUUGCUAUUGUGAUCGCCGUUGAAAACGCCACCGGUUAA